AUGGGACUUUCAUCACUUACACAAAAAUUGUCGAUACAAGUCACUCAUUGUAGUUUACUUGAAGUGAAGAAAUAUCAUCCAAAUGUCACAGCAAUUGUCAAUGCAGCAAACGUUUAUAUGAGAGGAGGCGGUGGUCUUGAUGGUGCUAUUCACAAAGCAGCUGGUUCAGAGUUAUUGCAAGAACUAAAGAAACUCGUUCCAACAAAAACUCAAACAGCUGAAGUCAUCGUGAGCAAGGGAUAUAAAACUGGCUUUUCUCAUAUUUUACACGUUGCUGGACCAAUUUACUCAUCAUCAAAUCCGGACGAAUCUCGAAAGUUACUUGAAGAAACAUAUACAAAUGUUAUACGAACAGCUGAUUCACAAGGAAUCAAUGCGCUUGGCUCGGCAUCGAUUAGCACAGGUAUAUAUGGUUACCCAUUAGACGAUGCUGCAAAAGUGGCUAUUUCAACUGUUGCGCGUGAACUGUCGCAAUCGCAACACUUGAAAACAGUUAUCUUUGCAAUGCUUGGACAACAAGAAUAUGAUGUAUUUACUAAAGCGUAUCAACAAUGGAAACACAAACACGAAAGCGAUUUGUAG
Molecule: messenger RNA, 582 nt
Organism: Adineta ricciae
Lineage: Eukaryota; Metazoa; Rotifera; Eurotatoria; Adinetida; Adinetidae
Source: the annotation of a GenBank genome assembly